CCGAUUCCCCUAAAGAUAAAAUCAAGUCUGUAAAUGUUGCAUCAGAGGAGAUUUUGAUCAGUGCUGGUGGAUAUUACCAGCAAUGAGCAGGGAGACACAAGAAAGAGAGGACGAGAUUGAAACCAGAGACACUCAGGUUGAUGGAAAACUACACCUACAACAGCCCCACAUUACAGCUGGAGGGGUUAUAUGUCUCAAAGGAUUCUACGUACCCUGUGCUUCUCUUUCUCUUUUUCUCCUACCUGUUUAUAAUUGUUGCAAAUGCCGGCAUUGCUUUUAUUGUUUUCGUCGACAAAACCCUUCACCAGCCCAUGUAUCUCCUUUUCUGGAACCUGUCAAUCAAUGACAUCCUUGGAAACUCUGUCAUAGUGCCCCGUUUACUUUUAAACAUGUUGCGGCUUCCCUCUGAACGCAUCAUCAGUUAUUAUGAGUGUGUGGUCCAAGCUUUCAUCACACAUAUGUUCAGUACCACUUCUCACACCGUGCUCAUGAUUAUGGCCUUUGACAGAUAUGUGGCCAUCUGCAGUCCCUUACGCUAUGCUACCAUAAUGACCAACAAAAUGUUGAUCAAGCUGACAGUUUCUGCCUGGGGAGUGGCCUUUGUUUUGGUUGGGAUUCUGCUCGGUCUGACCAUACGGCUGAACCGAUGCAGGACUCUGAUCAAGAGCCUUUAUUGUAGUAAUGCUGCAUUGUUUAAACUCUCCUGUGAAAGUGUAUUCAUUAAUAAUGUCUAUGGCCUCACUUUCACUGUAGUCCUGUUUACAUGCUCUAUAGGCAGCAUGGUUCUCACCUAUACUAAGAUUACAGUAGUCUGUCUAACUAGUAAGAACAAGUCUUUGAACAGUAAAGCUCUGAAAACCUGUAGCACUCAUCUGGUUGUGUAUCUGAUUUUGCUGCUCAGUGGAAUGUCUAUCAUUACUCUGCAUCGCUUUCCCCAGUUGUCAGACACCAGAAAAUUUGUUGCCAUUUUGUAUCAUAUCAUCCCCAGCAGCCUCAACCCCAUUAUUUAUGGCAUGCAGUCCAAAGAGAUACGAAGAUUUUUGGCAAAGUUGUUUGAUUCCAAGAAGGUUUUGCCAUAA
Thunnus maccoyii (southern bluefin tuna) is the source of this 1079-nucleotide messenger RNA. Its product is annotated as olfactory receptor 52K1-like. Gene Ontology annotation, biological process: G protein-coupled receptor signaling pathway. Gene Ontology annotation, molecular function: olfactory receptor activity; G protein-coupled receptor activity. NCBI's taxonomy places the organism in Eukaryota, Metazoa, Chordata, Actinopteri, Scombriformes, Scombridae. Gene Ontology annotation, cellular component: membrane. The transcript is spliced from 2 exons. The record is from RefSeq and is a predicted model, not a curated record. The coding region runs from base 141 to 1079 and encodes 312 amino acids.